ACAAAGCCAUUGACCUUUGCCGAUUGUGUUGGGGAUGAACUUCCUUUAGGAUGGGAAACUGUAUAUGAUAAACAAAUUGGAAUUUAUUACAUGGACCACAUAAAUAAGCUUACCCAGAUUGAGGAUCCCAGAGAACAGUGGCGGCGGGAGCAGGAACGGAUGCUGAAGGAGUAUUUAAUUGUAGCCCAGGAGGCCCUCAAUGCCAAGAAAGAAAUCUACCAGAUUAAGCAGCAGCGUUUCGAGCUGGCCCAGGAGGAAUACCAGCAGCUGCACAAGAUGUGCGAGGACGACGGCCGCUCGUACACCAGCUCCUUCUUUGGAUAUUCAACAAAUACAAAGUACGACCCAUACCAAAUUAAAGCAGAAAUAGCAAGUCGUCGGGAUAGGCUUUCCAGAUUAAAGCGAGAGCUGACCCAGAUGAAGCAAGAACUGCAGUACAAAGAAAAGGGGGUGGAGACCCUGCAAGAGAUUGAUCGUAAGAUGUCAAGUGCUCACACCAACUACAAACUGGAUGAGGCGCAGGCUAUAAUGAGCGAGCUCAGGACCAUCAAGAAAGCCAUUUGUACAGGCGAGAAGGAGAGGCGGGACCUGAUGCAAAGCCUGGCCAAGCUGACCGAUGGCUUCAGGAAUAGCUGUUCUCUUACCGACCCUCUGCAAGAGUUCCCUCCCAGUGCAGGCGCGCUGGGCGAGUCUUUGCCUCACCAGUUCUGCGAUGCUGGGUCUCAGACCGAGGUCAUCGGCGAGUUCGUCUUUGAUGAUAAAACAAGGCUUGUGGACCGAGUCAGGCUUAACUGGCAGUAUGAGGAAGCCAGAAAGAGAGUCUCAAAUAUCCAGCAGCAGCUGGCCCAGUUUGAGAGCGAGUCCUGGCCGGGCAUGGCCGAGGCCGACAGGGACCGGCUGCAGCUCAUCAAGGAGAAGGAGGCCCUGCUUCAGGAGCUGCAGCUCAUCAUUCAGCAGAGGAGGCCGGCGGAGGACGUGGCGCGGCUGGAGGAGGAGCGGCGGCGCCUGGAGGAGGAGAUCCAGCGCUCCCGGGCCACGUCCGUGCAGGGCGCCACGGAAAGGUGGGCUGGCCGGGCAGGCGGGGCCGGCUUCCAGCGGAGGAGCAGCUGGCAGAGCCGAAGCCUUGUUACUCAGGCAGCCACGGCCCGGCGGAAGGUGGAGGGAGCCGGUGCCUGCCGUCCGCAGGGGGUGCCCAGGGCGCCUGCCGUCCGCAGGGGGUGCCCAGGGCGCCUGCCGUCCGCAGGGGGUGCCCAGGGCUCGGAGGCUCCCGGUCCCUAUUACGAGUGGGAGGUGGUCGAGAACCGGAUGGAGUAGGGAAGACCCGGGAAC
Molecule: messenger RNA, 1329 nt
Organism: Balaenoptera ricei (Rice's whale)
Lineage: Eukaryota; Metazoa; Chordata; Mammalia; Artiodactyla; Balaenopteridae
Product: protein WWC3-like
Exons: 8
Coding region: 91-1314 (407 amino acids)
Biological process (GO): regulation of hippo signaling; cell migration; regulation of DNA-templated transcription
Cellular component (GO): cytoplasm
Molecular function (GO): kinase binding; molecular adaptor activity
Source: RefSeq, a predicted model, not a curated record